CUUGACUUCUGCUCAGAGAUACACCAGUUGAGAGACAACAAGAGCACAGUUAGUGCUCCUAACUCACUCUUUCCAUUCUAGUUGUGGAGAAAAUCAUGAGAAUUUCCUGAGACAAAAGGAAUGUCUAUUGAUGGUGAGAGUGAGACUGGAGCGUCACCUGAAGUAGCAAUAGCAGAGGAACUGUGAAGGUCAUAAUGGCGAGCAUGGUAGUGAGGAGCGUUUGUAUCUGUGCAACAGUGUCCGUCUUCCUCACACUGAAUAUUCUGCUCCAUGUUCCUCACACCAGUCCUUCCUCUGAGAGCUCUUCGCAGGUCACCAGGAGCUCAGCUGCUGUGAAAACUUUCAACAAACCCGGUAAAAAUCUGCAGGUCACCAGGAGCUCAGCUGCUGUGAAAACUUUCAACAAACCCGGUAAAAAUCUGCAGGUCACCAGGAGCUCAGCUGCUGUGAAAACUUUCAACAAACCCGGUAAAAAUCUGAUCGAGGAAGCUACUCUACCAGCCACAUGGUCUCCCUCACCGGAACUUAUCCAACGACUGGAGGCCAGGAGACAGCACCUUCACCAGAUGUGUGCGAAGGAAGGACUGGACCAGCCCACAGAGCAAUAUCAAAUUAACGCAUGGGAAUUCCUCAUAAACAAGGAGUAUGGACUUGUGUGGUGCAAUGUGUUCAAAGCUGCUUCUUCCACCUGGCUCUGGAACUUCAAUCUCCUAGCUGGCUACACACAAGAUGAACUACUCAGCUCAAACAAGUCACCUGUUCAACUAGCCCGCCUCGUGUACCCCAGUGUCGUCAGGUUGAUUUCCUUUAACAGAGCUCUAACAACUACUGGUCUACAUAGAACAUUUUCCUCUGACAGACCCACACCAGAGGAACUCCAACAAGUUAUGAAUGAAACCCCAGCACCACUGUCCUUCAUGAUCACAAGACACCCUCUCCUGCGUCUGGUGUCUGCCUACAGGAACAAAAUCCUCAAUGGUAAUCCGAUAUACAAGAAAUUGUUCUCGUCCAUAUACUCGAAAUACAAGAAGCUGGGUCCCCCCGUGCCGAGGGCGGCCACCAACGGGAAGAAACCUCCCAAGAAUUCUGUCUCUCCAUCGUUCAGUCAGUUUGUACAGUGGGUGUUGGACGAGGUAGCCAGUGGCAAGACCAUCGAUAUGCACUGGAUCCCACAGUCGUCCUUCUGCACCCCCUGCCUCGUAGACUUCACCGUUCUCGCUAAGGUAGAGACGCUGAGGGAAGACGCCAACUACAUCAUCAACACUUCAAAGAUCGACGGCAUCAUUCAACCCAAAGUUAUCAACAGGUCUACUGGGGAGACGACCGAGGCUUUAGCGGUGAAGCUGUUGUGCCAACUGUCGAACUCACAGAUGAACGCUCUUCUCGACCUGUACCGAGUAGACCUCCUUCUCUUCGACUAUGAUGCCUCCACGUACCUCAACUGCUCAACUUCUACUUAAUAUCGCAUGAGGGGUCCACACUGAUGCUACACACUCCUACAUGGAUCUGUUAAAUGUCGUAUGGAGGUCGUGAAUGGCUCUUUGUUUAAGCUCCUAAAAAUUAAUCUUAGACUAGCCACCAGACGCAAAAUUGAUAUUGAAGUUAUUGAUUUGAUGUAUGCCUUGGGUCAAGUGUUCGGAGCUAUGCUGUUACAUAUAAUGGUAUGCCAUCUCCUCAUGAUAUUGACAUCAAAAAUAUUCUGAAUUAUCUAAA
Molecule: messenger RNA, 1713 nt
Organism: Cherax quadricarinatus
Lineage: Eukaryota; Metazoa; Arthropoda; Malacostraca; Decapoda; Parastacidae
Source: RefSeq, a predicted model, not a curated record